Truncatella angustata is the source of this 975-nucleotide messenger RNA. RefSeq lists its product as uncharacterized. Gene Ontology annotation, molecular function: hydrolase activity, acting on ester bonds. The transcript is spliced from 2 exons. The coding region runs from base 1 to 975 and encodes 324 amino acids. NCBI's taxonomy places the organism in Eukaryota, Fungi, Ascomycota, Sordariomycetes, Amphisphaeriales, Sporocadaceae. The record is from RefSeq and is a predicted model, not a curated record.
AUGAGAUUUAUCUAUAUUGCAAUUCUGCUGGCAUGGCUCUCAAAAUUUGCCGGGGCAUGGCCUCCAGGCUCAUUGGUCGAGAGUGACUACAACGGGUGGAACAAAAUUAACAGGUUUUUUGUUUUCGGCGAUUCUUACUCAAGAAUUGGCUUUAAAUCCACAGGAGUCCAGCCAUCGGACUCAAACCCCUUCGGCAACACUGGCACCACAAGUGCUAAUGGAAGAAAUUGGGUUGAAUAUCUUACGGACACGUAUAACAAGAACAACACAUGGACUUAUGACUUUGCCCAGAGUGGCGCUACUAUUGACGUGGACGUCCAGGCAUCUGCGCAGCUCGUAGAUGUCGACGGUCAGAUUGCAGACCAAUUUCUACCAAUAUACGCCAGCCAAUCCGGCUUUUACACGGGUCCUUCAAGUUUAUUUGGCAUCUGGAUCGGCAUAAACGACAUCUACAACUCAUUCCUGUUGCAAGACUCAACCAAAAACGCUGCAUUAAUCGCUCGCUUGCGCGAAUUAGUAGUCGAAUUAUACGAUGCUGGUGCGAGGAAUUUCAUCUUCCUAAACAUGCCUCCUCUUGAAAGAGCCCCCAAAGUCACGGGUUCCAGCGCCGCCGCAAUACGAAUUCCUAUCAUGAAAACCACCGUUGGAGACUACAAUGCCAGACUAUGGAAACUUGCGAGAUCCGUAAAUCAUGAUCUCGGUUAUACGACGGUGUUCUAUUACGACGUUAACACACUAUUCAACUCUAUUAUAGACGAUCCAAGUCAGUUUGUUGAAACAUCUAUCUACAAAGAUACAACCUCGUUCUGCAGUGCGUAUAAAAACGGCACCCCGGGUUGGAAUACCAAAUAUGACGAGUGCGAAUAUGCGGCGAACGAAUACCUUUGGACCAACAAUUUUCAUCCUAGUCAACCGGCUCAUCAGUUGCUUGCAAAGGAGAUCGGGGAUAUGUUAACUAGAGGGGCUUCAGUUUGA